AUGGAGCUACUCCAUAGAUCCCUAAUAUCCUCCUGGAAAACUACCCCAAUCCCCAACCUCACUCUCUCCGCGAGUGGCCUCCUCGCCCUCGCCGACCUCCGCAGCGUCGCCCACAGGACCGCCAUAACCGGCGGCUCAUCCUGGCUCGACUCUCUCGUCCUCGCCCCGGGGCUGCACUACCAGCAAGCUUGCGAAUACCUCGACCGCGAAGCCCCCAUUGGGCUGAUCGCGCUGCCCACAGCGCCAGCAGUACCAGGCGUAGCUGGGGCCCCGGAGGUACGAUAUGGCAUCAAGAACGUCGUCACGGUGAAUUAUCUCCUAAGUCUGUGUCGCGAAGACAAGAAAGGGAUCGUGACACUCGACGUGGGAUCUGUGCCGGGAUGGGACGUGGCGAAGCGGCUGCGCCGAGUGCUUAGACGGAAACGAAAGAUUGCGGACGAGGAAGACGAGGAGUCUCAUGACUUCUCGCCCCCAGAUAUGGACUGGUUAAGCCAUUUCAUGUACCUCACCACCCCGGUUCUCACAGUCGUCUCUACAACCUUUAUGAUACUCUUCGAAGACUGGUGGGGGCUCUCGAUCAUCCUCGCCCUCAUCCUCUCCCGCGUCCUCAACAUCCGGGCCAUCAAGAACCGGACCGAACCACCCUCUACCAGUCCCACCACGGUACCGCCUGACCAUCACAUCACAGAAUAUAGGAUCGACCUCGGCGGCGGCAACAUCGUUCGCCUGCGCGGCCUGGACGCAGACCUCCAGGCCCUCACCACGCAGGCCUGGCUGCGCGCGCAGUCGCACCUGGACGGGUACUGUGAAGCUGCCGCCAAGCUGAUCGUGUACAUCGUCGCCGCGCUGAGCGGCAACAUGACGCAGGCCGGCGCCAUUGUGCUCGUGGGGUUACUGGUGUUGAGCGCUGCGCUGCUAGGGCUGAGCAAUGCUCAUGCCCGGGGGUUUCGCGUUCACGGGCGGUAUGCGCUGCCGGAGAUAGACAACGGAGCCGGAGAUGCAAGCGUCGGAACGAGCACGGCGGUGCAGAAUGUGGAUGGACAAGGAGUCCGAAAUCGACCAACGACAGCACCAUUCCCACGUCUUGAAAGCAAGACUGCCAGUAGAGAAUGA
Molecule: messenger RNA, 1113 nt
Organism: Ilyonectria robusta
Lineage: Eukaryota; Fungi; Ascomycota; Sordariomycetes; Hypocreales; Nectriaceae
Exons: 2
Coding region: 1-1113 (370 amino acids)
Source: RefSeq, a predicted model, not a curated record